ACAUUAAAGCUGCAAUCGUGCUGAUCGUCUCAGCACUACGCCACAGUAGGCCGGACAGCGACAAGGAAUUUGUUCAUAUUUAUUUGAAUCUAGUGAACAAAACAGAAAGAACAGUAACGGGUCAAGCAGCUGAGAUAACAGAACAAAAUGCCAAGCAAAUGCAUAAUCCUGCUGCUACUGGUGUUGGGGCCCUACCUAAUGGCUGCCCAGACCUAUCCCCGCACAUAUGCCAUCCCCAUCGGACUGCGAUUCGGAGGUGCACUCGCAGCUGCACCAACGGCCAGAGCUCAGGGCCAGACACUGCCAGACAACCAACGUCCGCUGGAAGAGGCCCCGCUGCCGGAAAACAGACAGCCCCAGACGCCCGAUGACCAGAGACAGCCACCCCAGAGACAGCCGUUAAAUGUGCUGGGUGCCAAUGCGGUACCCCUUCCCACCGUAUCCAACAGUCCCGCGCGACCGCCGGCCAAGCAGAGCUUCAAGGAUCGCUUCAGCUCGAAGCUCUUCCAGCCGAUCGCCAGCAGAUCGCAGAGGCAGAAUGUGGUCUUCUCGCCGGUAUCGGUGCACGCGCUGCUGGGCAUGAUCUAUGGCGCCUCCGAGGGUCGGACCGCCCAGGAGCUGCAGCAGGCAGGAGAGUUCAGCAACGAUCCGCUGGCCGUGGGGGCGGACUUCCGCCAGCUGAUCAAGCAGAGGCGGCAGCUGCAGAACGCGGAGCUGACUAUGGUCAGCCAGAUGUUCUACAACAAGAAUCUGGGGGGUAUCAAUCACGAUUAUCCGGAUUUCGCCGACUACUACUAUAACUCCGGCAUUGAGGCCGUGGACAUGGGCCGCUCCAGGGACACGGCUAACGUGAUAAAUGCCUGGGUGUCGGACGAGACGCGGACCAAGAUCCGGGAGCUGGUGAAGCCCAGCGACAUCGAUGGCCAGACGGCGGCAUUGCUGGUGAACGCCAUUUACUUCAAGGCUCACUGGGCAAACGAGUUCUCCGCCACGGAUACGGUUUCCGGCAAGUUCCGGCGUGGCAGCGGCGCACCCAGCAACGUGGCCAUGAUGUUCAACGACGAUGUGUUCGGCUAUGCCGAUCUGCCGGACCUUGGCGCCACUGCCCUGGAAAUGCCCUACGCGGACAGUGAGGUCAGCAUGCUGAUCCUCCUGCCCUACCAGGUGGAUGGCCUGGCACAGCUCGAGCAGCAGCUGGCCCGUCCCCAGAACGAUCUCAAUAGGAUUGCGGCACGCCUGCGCCAGGAGACGGUGACCAUUAGGAUCCCCAAGUUCCGCAUUCAGUUCGAGCAGGACAUGACGGAGCCCCUGCAGCAGCUCGGCGUCCGGGAGAUGUUCACGAGCAGCUCCAAGGUCACAAAAAUGCUUAACCGCCCCGUGCGCGUGUCCAAGAUCCUGCAGAAGGCCUUCAUCGAUGUGAACGAGGCGGGAUCCGAGGCGGCCGCUGCAUCAUAUGCCAAGUUCGUGCCACUCUCCCUGCCCGUCAAGUCGCGGGAGUUCAAUGCCGAUCAUCCGUUCGUGUUUGCCCUCCGCACUCCCGACUCGGUGCUCUUCAUCGGCCACGUGCUGCAGCCCACGGCGAUGGCCUGAGAAUGUCCCCCGUCUCAUGCAAACCCGCGACAUACCUUAGGCUAGAGAUUGAUGCAUUUGUGAGGCAUAUAAUAAAGUGAAAAAUACUCAUA
Messenger RNA from Drosophila obscura, 1682 nucleotides. Its product is annotated as alaserpin. The record is from RefSeq and is a predicted model, not a curated record. Gene Ontology annotation, molecular function: serine-type endopeptidase inhibitor activity. Lineage: Eukaryota; Metazoa; Arthropoda; Insecta; Diptera; Drosophilidae. The transcript has 3 exons. The coding region runs from base 148 to 1590 and encodes 480 amino acids.